Molecule: messenger RNA, 5439 nt
Organism: Trichobilharzia szidati
Lineage: Eukaryota; Metazoa; Platyhelminthes; Trematoda; Strigeidida; Schistosomatidae
Source: the annotation of a GenBank genome assembly
UUCCAUCAGUUCUAAAAAUCCGAAGGUCAUUGAGGUUUGUUAGUUCGCACCAGUGUUCAUAAACCAUUAGAAAAGGCAUUAAUUCAACACACUGCUAACUGUAACGGAUCUAGCAUAGUAUUGCUGGGAAUCCCGAAAACUUUGUAUUCAACUUGUGAAGUCGUCAGCUGAGGCAGAUAGAAAGAGAAGUGCUUUCACCGGGAUUCAGAUUCUGCAUUCCGACGAAAUUUAUCAACAAAAUUGACUUUGAAACCCAACUGGAAAGUUAGCAUCAUCAACCAUCUGCAUUGAACACAGUGGAUGGCGAGAGACAAGGUUGGUUUAAAUCUCGAUAUACCGACAUUGUUAGUGAGUUUUCUAUAUCGCCAAAUCUACAUUAUGCAGUUUUGUCGAAAGAUCACCCUGGUACAUUCAUCGUUAAUGCUUUGUUCACGAAUUGAUACUGUGUCCUGUGGGAGACAAAUUAAAGCAUAGGAUAGUUGAGUGUGAUUUCUUUACUAAAGUGGAUCGAGAGAGCUCAAUGACAGUUAGUGAAGCUCGCACUUUAGAAAUUACACAGUCCGAGCUGAAGUUUCACCAGAGUUUCCUUUGGAAACCGAAAUUACUGAGGUCAAGUUAGGCAACCUGCUUGAUAUGACAAGUUGCAAUCUGGAAAGGAAGCAUAGAUUUGUAACGGUGCACACUACUGAUUUAUGUAAUAGUUUUGAAUAAUCUAUUUGCUUAGCAAUUCAGAUAUUAAAUAGCCAGCCCUAUGAUAGUCGUUUUCAAGUGAUUCCCACAAGGACAGGACAGUUUACAAAAUUGAUUGUGUCAUAAUAACCGAUGAUGAGCGUCCAUGUGAACUUUAAGAAAGUAGUCAAUUAUACCUCAUUCCCUCUAGAUUACUUGUCGCCUAUUAAUGUUUCUCUGUUUAACAUUUCAUCUCUCUAUUAUUACACUAUCAUCACUGGUAUUUCAUUCUACUUUGUUAACAAUUUCAAUUGUUGACCAUCUUGAUAACUAGAUAUACCACCUUUUGGGAAAAAUACUCACACUGUAUUCACUCCAUCUUGUCUCAAUAAUAUCACAUAAUACUUUAUUAUUUUUAGUCUUUAUUACAUAUUUCACAACCACUUUUCUUAUAUUGUGGUCAUUCCAACUGACUUCAGUUAACUUGUAGAACACAUCAACUUCUGUUAGUCUUCCUUAAAAUGUUAUCUUCAUUAUUAUUAUUAUUAUUGCUGUUUUGAUUAUCUCUCAUUUUGCAUAUUUCAUUAUAUGCUGUAAUUGAUUUCAUGCAGCAUUGGUUUGGUUUCUUCUCUUUAGUGUCCUCAGUCAUGCAUGUUUUGCGUACAUUGUAAUUAUGAGAAUUAAUUCUUUUUUUUUAUCAAUGCAUUUUCUCCGAAUGACUUCAGUAUCUUUUCUCAUACUUUACACUUUCACAAUUUUAAAGCUGUAUUCUAAUCAGGUAGUGAAUAUGUUUGAUGAAAUGUUACAGACAUAUACUAGCUAUUAUUUACCAAUCACAUCUGUUGAAUCUUGUUUUAAAAAAAAUAGGAAUUCUGUAUGACAGAUUGUGGUGUCUGUCAUCUUACUGAUAUGCUGUCGGAACUGUCUGAUAAUGCUGUGGAAGUAACCGGUUCGGGUUCAGACACAGUUGUGUCAUUACCAAAACGCACACAAACCAGUGAGGAAAGGUAUCGCACCACAAUGUUUGCGGAUGAAGUAGUCGAUCUGCUCAGUCAAAGACCUCGUUGCCGACUACCUAUUAAUGAAUUUAUUCCAUCGUAUUACCAUAAUUUUAGUCGACAGUGUCGGGUAUCUGACUAUGGUUUCACAAAACUAGCAGACCUUCUGGAUGCGAUUUCCCACGUAAUCCAGGUUAUAGAAGAAAACAAAGAAAAAUACAUCAGCCUUCUGCCUGAGAAACACUCGCAAAUUUUCGCCGAAAGACUUGUGGUGCUUCUGGAAGCGUCACUAGACAGAAGAAUACCUAUCAAUGAUCUGACAGAUGUGUAUGCAAAACAUCACGGUUAUGCUUUAUGUUUGGAGGAUUUCAACGUGUUCUCAUUGAAAGAGUUAUUAUCCAAGUUUCCACAUCUCUUCUAUACUGCGGUAGACUAUUCGCAAGAGAUACAGAAUACAUCAAAACUGUCAUCAGAAGGUAAACUAACUAAAACUAUUGAAGGUGGAGAGCAACAGACCGAACCGAAUCGAGAUGGUGAUCAAGUAGCAGAUACGAGAGUGGGAAAUACUGCAGCCAUUGAAAACUUCACCCCGAAUUACAAUGCUGUGGAAUAUGUGUGCUUAGUUGAUCGAACAGCGAUCAAACAUCUAGCGCACAAGGUUAUUUUAAUAUUGCAACAAUAUCAGCUAGGAGCUGCGCCUCUUUCGUCGUUUUACGAACUGUUCCGAUAUCAGUUUAAAAAUGAACCUAUGUUGGAUGUAAUAUUUGAAGAAUUGGAAAGUAUUGUAGAGCUUCGGAAGGAUUUGCCUAAUCCACGUGGCGCAAUGUCAUGUAGCUCAUCGGAUGAAGCGAUUCCAUAUGACGCAAUAAAUCCUCCUCACUAUAGACAUACUCAACUUCAAAGCAAUUCGUUUGAGAAUGUGUGUACGAAAAUUCCAUUGGAAAUACUAUCGAAUUGCUUUAUAGCUCUUCGUCCACUGAUCAGACUCGCCGGCGACUUGAAAGAGCUAUUAAGUCACAGUGAUGGGAAGAUCUCGCUUUUAAAUUUGUCUCCCAUGUACCGAAGACGUUUUGGUGUUCCGUUAAAAGCAGAGAAUUAUAAUUAUCCAUCGUUGGUAACCUUGUUAAAGGCGAUGGAUUUUGUGGUUUCAAUAAGAGGUCGUGGUCUUGAGUGCAUAGUGUGUCUAUGCGAGGACUUUAUAGGAAGAUUAUCAAGCCGCGUUGCAUAUAAUACAAAGGCGAAAUUUAAGGAUCCUCGAAGGUCGCUCUUUUCACACGAAAACGAGCUGGAAACACUGAAACUCUCGUUCAACCAUGAAUCAAUUUUCAUUGGCAAACUCCCGAUGUCAUCACCGCCCAUCUUGUAUUCACCCCUUCGACCCUGUCGUUCUUCAACGCCUAAAUCCGAAAUGUUAUGCACGCCAAAUCAAUGUUCUGAUAAGCCUGCGAAUCCGAGUCUGGCAGAAUUAUUGCAUGAGAACAAUUCCGUUGGUGCUGUUUGCUGCAAUGAAGUGGCCGAUUUCAAAGAAUUAUUUUAUAGCGGAAUGCUUCACCCUUCAUCAUCUCCAUGGUUUGCGUAUCGACUUCCUUAUGCUCAUUAUUCUGUGACCACUUCCGGUCAAACAGGUUCUUUCACAGUGGCGUCAAGUUUGAAUUCACCACAAUAUGGUUACUACCACUUCUCACCAGUCCCUCCGAAUAGAAUACGACACUUCGUUGGCCAUGUGGUUCCGAGUUGUCAAACUGCAAUCCCUUUUCUACCCAAUGGAACAAGUUAUGCAUAUAAUGGAAAUCAGCACCCACCAGAUUGUCAUCCGCCUCCCUCUAGUGCAUUCAAUCCUACUACUAAUAGCUCUCAAACACACUAUCCUACUUUCAUACUCUUACCACCUAAUCAAACAUCAAGUACAAAUUUUGUGGCACCUACUAGUACACCAACGAUUUCAAACAUUCCAUAUGCAAGUCCAAUACUUCCAUCACCUCAGUUUUAUCCUCUUGGUGUAGAUAUGACUUAUCUAGCUCCACUCAGUCAAGCAUUUCAUCACCAAGUUAAUCCUCAAUAUACCGGGCUAGCAUUCACUAAUCACCAGGUGGCCAGUACGGAUCCGAAUGUCAAUUCGAUUUAUCCAGCCAAACAAUUUGGCCAAACUCAUGUUUGUCCGGAGAAAUCCUCGAACAUCCUAACUUGUUUUUCUGCACCAGUCAAGUCGAUUUCGUCGUCUACUUCUCAACAGCGGUUAGAUGAGCUCGUUGAAAGACUGGCCCACGGUAAUUUACACAGUGGAGUGAAUUUAGUUAACAGUAGAUCUGACCGCUUACACGAUGAAUUGAAAGGUACUAACAUGGUGGUGGCUGCACAGAAUGCUGAAACUGCUAACCAUUCAAAUGUUUAUCAUACAACGAAUAUGGUAGAUUGUACACAGUUUUCGUCAAACUGUUUGACUCCAUCAACAUCUAAUAACUCUUAUUCACAGAUAAAUCCUUUUACAAAUAAUGCAUUACAGUAUUCUUCGAUUUACAACCAAAAUAUACCUACUAGUCAACCUGGAGUGGUUAAGCUUCCGAUGAAUAACUCCUGUAUGUUUUAUGAUACCAACUGCUCGAAUAUACGUGUUAAUCUUGGGGGUGAAGGGUGUUAUGCCGGUUGGAACCAAACGGCUAAUUCUUCUUGCAGAUAUCUCACUGGAGAGUGUUCACAAGGACAGAUAACCGGUGUUGUGCAUCCUAAUGGUGGUGUCAAGUGUCCAAUUCCAGUGCGACCAAGUUCUCAAGCUAGUCAGUUACUGUCUCAUAGUCAACAUAAGUAUAUGCAGAACUUAUUGCCUAAUAAAUUCACUGGCGAAACAAUGAUGACAUCAACAAGUAAUUCGUCAGGUGGAUUUCUACACGGAAAGCAGUCUGCAAUUACGGCAGAUCCCUUUUUAUCUGAAAGUAACCAACUUCAUAGAGCAAGUCCUACUGUUCAUUGUUUCAGUCAACCUGUCGACUGUGUACAAAAUCACACAAAUCCCCUUGCUCAAAGAAAUUACUUUCAGAAUAAUAACCACACUCAGCGAAUGAAGUUAUCACAACAGCUGUCAUCACAUAUCACUGGUUUAGGAAGUGCGUUUUCGCUUCAGUGACGUUUAUGUGAUGAGUAAGAAAGCUACAUUCCUACAUAAUGUCUUGAACAAAGAAAGACAAAUGAAAACAACAAUAUGCAGCUACUUUUAUCGUAAAACUACUUAAUUGGUAUCUUUCUUCAAUAUAUGUGCAUAUAUACGUUAUAUAUAUACAGAGAAUUACAUGCGAAGUUUAAUUCAGAUACUGAAUACAGACACUUCCCAGUGUCAGUAGUAUGCAUAUGAAGUUAUAUAGUAUUUGAUAGUGCAUAACAUCAUUGAGGAAAUAAAUUUGACAGUAGAUAAUCAUCUACACGUUUACUGAGAUAUUUCUCCUGACAAAGUUGUUUAAUUCUACUACUGUUAUGCAGAACAUGAGCGCCACCUGUUAUCUGCUCUUAAUAGAGCGUAUUGUUUCUAUCGCUGAAUGAAAACAUAUGUUUGCUUUUCUAUUGUGCAGUAAUCCUACCAUGAUAUUGCGCAUGAUCCAUAGUAGAAUGUGUUACAGCAGUGAGUGAUAAGAGAGAUCAGUUAACCUCAGCAUUACUUGUACUGCUUGGAUCGAAGAGGACAUGCCAUUUUCUCAAUUCAUUAUAAUUAGUAAUGGCAAAUUGAUGACUAUUUUUCCUUCUAACUGUGUACAGGAGUUUUGGCUAAAAAACAAUAAUGACA